AUGCCUCUCAGUGCUAAGCAUAUCUAUCCGGCAUCGGACCCGCAGUUCAUCACGUUUCCAAGUCGACGAAGUACCGUACAUAGCAGUAAAGGCAUUGUGUCGAGCACACAGCCGUUGGCUACACAGGCAGGGCUUGAGAUUCUGAGACAAGGCGGGAAUGCUGCGGACGCUGCUGUGGCCGUUGCUGCUGGUUUGAACAUGACCGAGCCCGGCUCUACUGGCAUUGGUGGCGAUUGUUUCUGUCUCUACUACAAUGCCAAGACGAAGAAGAUAUCUGCUAUGAAUGGUUCUGGUCGUUCAGGCUCCAAGACAUCACUAGAACAGGUUCGGCAUGACCUUGGUAUUGCGGACGGAAAGGCGGGCAGCAUACCUGUCGAGAGCGUUCAUGCUGUCACUGUUCCUGGUGCAGCAGCUGGCUGGGUUGACACCGUGGAACGAUUCGGCAGUGGGAAGCUUACAUUGGAACAAAUCCUCAUGCCAGCGAUUGAGAUGGGCGAGAAAGGCUUCCCAGUCUCGGAGCUGUCAUCAACCUUCUGGCUAGCCAGCGAGGACAAAAUUCGCAAUGCCUCGCCCAACUUCGCUGAAAUGUUGAAGAAAGACCCAUCCGCCAAAGAUGGAUGCCGUGCGCCACAAGCAGGCGAGAUCAUGAAGAACCCGAACAUGGCUAAUACUUACCGCCUCCUUGCCAAGCAUGGCAAAAAAGGGUUCUAUGAGGGCCAAGUGGCUGAAGCCUUAGUUAAAGUCGUUACUGAUCUCGGAGGUCAUUUGACCUUGGACGAUUUGAAGGACCAUGCCACAGCAGGAAGCGAAGACGUCGAUGCCAUUUCACUAGUGUACUCAGGGCAUGGUAUCGAUCCUGUCAGAGUCUGGGAGCACCCACCUAACGGCCAAGGCAUCGUCGCCCUGAUGGCUCUCGGUAUGCUUCAAGAACUCGAGAAAUGUGGCAAAGUGACGAAGUGGUCCGAAAAGGACCACAAUAGCGCGAAACACCUCCACACCCUCAUAGAAGUCCUCCGUAUAGCCUUCGCCGACGCUAGGUGGUGGGUCACCGACCCCAACGUCGUCAAUGUACCCACCGCCGAACUCAUCUCUCCAUCAUACCUAUCUUCGCGCGCAUCACUGUUCUCCCCGACCACCGCCUCCGCACUCAUAUCUCAUGGCUCGCCUGCCCACAACCACUCCGACACAGUCUACUUCUCCGUAGCCGACGCCGCCGGUAACGGCAUCUCAUUUAUCAACAGCAAUUACUCCGGAUUCGGUACUGGCAUCAUUCCCGCGGGCUGCGGCUUCACCCUGCAGAACCGCGCCGGAAAUUUCGCGCUGCAGCCAGCCGACCAUCCAAAUGUGUACGCACCGAACAAGAGGCCGUAUCACACGAUUAUCCCAGCGUUGAUCACGAAUGCGGAAGACGAUACGCUGCAUAGCGUGUAUGGCGUUAUGGGCGGGUUUAUGCAGCCCCAGGGGCAUGUGCAGGUAUUGCUCAAUAUGACCGUAUUUGGGCUGCAUCCGCAGGCUGCGCUCGACGCGCCGCGAUUUUGUAUUGGGGCAGGGAUGCCGGAGGCCGGAGAUGUUGCGGAUCGCACGGUCUAUCUGGAAGACGGUAUCAAGGAUGAGGUCGUGCAGGAGCUGAGGGCGAUGGGACAUAAGGUUGAGGUUGUGAAGGGGUAUGCGCGGGGUUUGUUUGGGAGGGGGCAAUUGAUCAGGAGGCACGAGGAUGAUGGUCAGCUUGUUUGGAGUGCAGGCAGUGACCCAAGGGGUGAUGGAUCUGCAAUGCCGCAGUGA
This is a messenger RNA of Pseudovirgaria hyperparasitica, 1782 nucleotides long. Its product is annotated as gamma-glutamyltranspeptidase. NCBI's taxonomy places the organism in Eukaryota, Fungi, Ascomycota, Dothideomycetes, Acrospermales, Acrospermaceae. The transcript is spliced from 4 exons. The coding region runs from base 1 to 1782 and encodes 593 amino acids. The record is from RefSeq and is a predicted model, not a curated record.